AUGGCCGAUGGUUUGAAGAAGUUUACUGUGGAAAACUCUGUAGAAAAUCAAGAUAUACUUCUUUUCCAACAUUGGGGUCACAUGAGCUUCGUCCUAAGAAAGCUCGAUGUCACGAGGACUGAAAAGGCACAUAACCCUGCCCUCACCCCUAGCGCGGUUGGUCGCCCACUAGGGAAUGGCCCAUGCUUGGCCGACAUGAAUGAUAACAUAGGUGAAAAUGUUGUAGGUGAGAAAAAGAGACGAGGCAGGCCGAGGAAAGCUAAUGCACCUGUCAUUGAUGGUUCCACCUCUCGUAUAUCGGGAAAGAACCAAGUGCAUGAAAAUGAAAGUGUCAAUGUCAUUGUUCCUUCAAAAAAAGCAAAACACAUGCUUCCGAGCGUUCCCUUGAUCAUUCCAUCUGAAUUCUUUGAGAAACACAUGCCUAUUGCUAAGACUACCAUUGUCCUGCGAAACUCAAUUCAAAAAAUGUGGACUGUGUCUAUUAUUCCACUCGGAUCGUACCAUGCGUUCUCAAACGGUUUUCAAGCAUUUGUCGAGCAGAAUAAUCUCAAGUCGGGUGAUACAUGCGUAUUUGAGCUUGUUGAGAGUAACCUGAUGCAGGUCCAUUUCUUUUAUGACUACCCUAAGAUGUUAUUGUCGUGUUGGUAA
Messenger RNA from Impatiens glandulifera, 648 nucleotides. RefSeq lists its product as uncharacterized. The transcript has 3 exons. Gene Ontology annotation, molecular function: DNA binding. Bases 1 to 648 code for a protein of 215 amino acids. NCBI's taxonomy places the organism in Eukaryota, Viridiplantae, Streptophyta, Magnoliopsida, Ericales, Balsaminaceae. The record is from RefSeq and is a predicted model, not a curated record.